Molecule: messenger RNA, 900 nt
Organism: Lepus europaeus (European hare)
Lineage: Eukaryota; Metazoa; Chordata; Mammalia; Lagomorpha; Leporidae
Gene: EMC9
Product: ER membrane protein complex subunit 9
Exons: 5
Coding region: 217-837 (206 amino acids)
Cellular component (GO): EMC complex
Source: RefSeq, a predicted model, not a curated record
UCCUUCUGGGCCGGGCCGGGGGCGGGCUCCGGGACGGAGGCCGGAGGGCCGCCCUCGAGACGAGUUGGCUUUACAGUCGAAGCUAAGUGAGGGAACCCGGGGAGAGGCCAAGGAGGGCGCCGGAGAGCUGGAGGGAGCCAGAGGCUGGCUCUCCCGGGCAGGGCAGGGACCCGGCCCUCAGCGGGCUCGCAGCUCCCGGGGCAGGCCCGGCUCGCCAUGGGGGAGGUGGAGAUCUCCGCCCGGGCCUAUGUGAAGAUGUGCCUGCACGCCGCGCGGUACCCGCACGCCGCCGUCAACGGGCUGCUGCUGGCGCCCUCGCCGAGCGCCGGAGAAUGCCUGUGCCUCACCGACUGUGUGCCCCUCUUCCACAGCCACCUGGCCCUGGCCGUCAUGCUGGAGGUCGCCCUCAACCAGGUGGAUGUGUGGGGCGCCCAGGCCGGUCUGGUGGUGGCUGGGUACUACCAUGCCAAUGCAGCUCUGGACGACCAGAGCCCUGGGCCCCUGGCCUUGAAAAUCGCCGGGCGGAUUGCAGAAUUGUUCCCUGCAGCAGUCCUUGUUAUGCUGGAUAAUCAGAAACUGGUGCCUCAGCCUCGCGUGCCCCCAGUGAUCGUCCUGGAGAACCAGGGUCUCCGCUGGGUGCCCAAGGACAAGAACUUAGUGAUGUGGAGGGACUGGGAAGAGUCCCGGCAGAUGCUGGGAGCCCUCCUGCAGGGCCGGGCCCAUCAGCACCUCGUGGACUUUGACUGCCACCUGGAUGACAUCCGCCAGGACUGGACCAACCAGCAGCUCAACACCCAGAUCACACAGUGGGUUGGCGCCACCAGUGGAAAUGCCUGAGCCAGAGCCGGGGCCAGGAGGGACAGGAGCCAAAUAAAGAGACUUGGGCCGCUGGGCAACAGU